CAUUUUCUAUAGAUAAUUAUUAAACAGGUGUCUGUUGUUGAAUUAUUACGAACAAUGUAAUUAUUUGUUAGUUAAAUGAAUGAAAGUGGGAAUAUUUUGUAUUAAAAAGAGUGUGGAAUUAUAUGAAUUUUUGUUUACAGAACAAUAAAUAAGGCAUCGUUUUAUCCGGUAUGACAAGCCUACGACUAUUAUUGCUCUCCCUAUUUACCACGUCUGCAUUUUCUCUGCAGCCAAAUUGCAGUUUAUUACACAUUUGUAAUUACGACUCGAAAGGUCAUGGACAAAAUUGCAUUCAGCCUAACGGUACAGCACCAGUAGCUUUAGAUCUGAAUAACACGAAGGACUAUGAAGCAAAUACUUUGUUAAGGCAGUACUGUCCGCAUUUCUAUGAAAACUCUGAGAAUCCUGAACUUUGCUGUGACGCAGACCAAAUAGCCGCCACAAUAGAUGGAUUUCAAAAUGGCGUUCCAUUUGCCCGGUGUCCCACCUGUAUAAAGAAUAUGCAGAAAUUAUUUUGCUUAUUUUCAUGCUCUCCGUAUCAGUAUUAUAUGACUUCGGAUUAUACCACCAAAAACUCUACAAAUGGAACUGUAUACGCAGAUACAGUCUCCUUACUAAUAGACAACAAGACCCUCAGCGGAAUCUAUCAAUCCUGUAAGGACGUUUCUCUUCCAAGUACCGGAGAACCAGUGAUGCAAAGCGCUUGUGGUAAUUAUGGUUCCAUUUGGUGCUCACCCACCAGAUGGUUCCAAUACAUGUCAGAUCCCGACCAAAAUCCUUUUGCACCAUUUCUCAUACACUAUAUAGUGGAUAAUGAAGAAUCUGAAAGUAGUCCGCUUAACUUCGACGUGUUGGCUUGUGAGGAGGCUUAUGAGAACUCCUCGGCGUGUACUUGCUCCGAUUGUCCGGUAAAUUGUCCUUUAAAUACUUAUGCACAACUCGGUGUAGAUCACUUAAUUUUUGGAGUUUUAAACAUAUUUGCUUUCUACGUAUCUAUUGGGCUGAUCUCAUUUAUUAUAGCAAUUUUCAUUGGAUUUAUUGUAGGCGCAAGACUAUCAAAAUUUAAAUUUACAGGUAUACAUCAUUUUCAAAAAUGGAGAAACGCUCAAACACGAUUACAGGAUUAUCUGUUUAAGUUUUUCAAAGCUUGGGGUUAUGGCAUGGCUUCCUAUCCCUUCAUAGUCCUUAUAGUGAGUAUGGUCCUAGCAGCAGGUGCAACAUAUGGAUUUGCUUUUAUUAAAAUAACCACUGAUCCCAUUGAACUAUGGGCAUCUCCAACGAGUCGAAGCAGAACCGAAAAAGAUUUCUAUGAUACGUACUUCACCCCAUUUUAUAGAACGAAUCAGGUUUUUAUUAAAACUGUGGGAAUGAGUUCAUUUUACUUUGAGUCAAACUAUGGGGGAAACAUCAUUCUUGGACCGGCUUAUGACAGUACUUUUCUGGUCGAAGUAUUCACUUUACAAAAACAAAUUGAAAAUAUUACUGUAGAAGUAGAUGGUAAAACGAUUGGCUUACAAGAUAUUUGUUAUUCACCCCUUAGGACUCCAUUCUAUGGUAACAAAACUGUGGAUGAAUGCACAGUAAUGUCGUUGUUGGGGUUGUUUGGCAAUAGCAUUGCAACUUAUAAUAAAAGUAUUCAUGAUAGUACUGAAAAAAUUAUUAGUUGCUUGCAAGCUCCUUCAACAAUAAACUGUUUAGCACCAUAUGGUGGUCCAAUAGUUCCUGGAGUGGCAAUGGGAGGAGCAAAGGAAGAAGACUACUCAGAUGCAGUAGGAGUUACUCUGACUUUUUUGGUCAAUAACUAUAAUGAUGAGAGUAAGCUAAAGAAUGCAUUAGCUUGGGAGGAAAAGUUUAUAGAAUUUAUGAAAAAAUGGGACGAAAACAGACCAAGUAUAAUGAACGUAGCUUAUAGCGCCGAAAGAUCUAUUCAAGACGAAAUCGAAAGAUUGUCCAAUUCAGAGAUGUCGACUGUCAUCAUCAGUUAUCUAGUCAUGUUCAUUUAUAUUGCCGUGUCGUUAGGAAAAGUGGUGAAGCCCAGACAGAUUUUGUUAGAAAGUAAACUACUGGUUGCCACUGGUGGAAUAUUAAUAGUGCUAAGCUCAGUUAGUUCAGCGAUAGGUAUAUGCUCAUAUUUGCAAAUAACCACCACCAUGUUAACUUUGGAAGUUAUUCCCUUUUUGGUACUGGCUGUUGGCGUUGAUAAUAUUUUUAUUAUCGUGCAAACCUAUCAAAGAAAAAAGAGGAAACCAGAGCAAUCAAUUGCAGAAUCUAUAGGAGAAACGAUGGGUAAAAUCGGACCUAGUAUGCUUUUGACUAGCACAUCUGAAAUUCUCUGUUUUGCAAUAGGUUCAUUAUCUUCAAUGCCAGCAGUAAAAACGUUUGCAAUAUAUUCAACAGUAGCGAUUGUGAUCGAUUUUCUUUUACAAAUUACCGCAUUUGUGGCUCUCCUUGCGAUUGAUCAAAAACGUUAUGAGGCAAACAGACUGGACCUUUUGUUUUGCAUCAAACUCGACGUCCAGAAAACAGAGAAGCCUGGCAUAAUUCACACCUUCUGGAAGGAGAAGUUUACGCCAAUUAUAAUGAAAUUGCCAGUACGUAUAUUGGUGGUCAUAAUUUUUAUCAUAACUACUAUAACGUGCAUCUUGGUGGCACCGAAUAUUGACGUUGGCCUGGAACAGAAAUUAUCUAUGCCCACUGACAGUCACGUCCUUAAAUACUUUGAAUAUUUAGAAAAAUACUUAGGUACAGGCCCUCCAGUCUACUGGGUGGUAAAAGGAAACGUGGACUUUUCAAAUGAAACAAUUCGAAACAGAGUGUGUAGCGGUGUAGGUUGCAUUGACAAAUCUGUUAUAACGCAGCUCUACCUGGCGUCAAAAGCUGAAAAUAUAACGUAUAUUUCCACCCAAUCCAACUCUUGGUUAGACGACUUUUAUGAAUGGGCGGAUACGUCAAAAUGUUGUAAAUAUUUUGAGACCAACUCAUCGUUUUGUCCUCACACAUACACGACAUGUCUAUCGUGUGCCUAUGAUUCUUUACAAAAAACUGAAAAUAUUACUAGAAAAGAGUAUUAUGACAAAUAUUUGCCUUAUUUCUUGAUGGAUAAUCCGGAUGCUACUUGUGCUAAAGGCGGUCAUCCAGCGUAUUAUCAGGGUAUGUCAUUUUAUCAAGAUGCCAAUGGAAAAACGACAGUGGAAGCCUCAAGUGUAAUGAGUUAUCAUUCAGUGCUAAAAAACUCUUCCGAAUAUACGGCGGCUUUGAAGUACGCUAGGUAUAUCGCAGAAAACUUAACGAAAACUUUAGAUGUUAAAGGAGUAGAAAUAUUUCCGUACAGCAUCUUUUACGUAUAUUACGAACAAUACCUCACAAUUUGGUACGACUUAUUGGAAAGCUUGGCAUACUCCUUACUGAUAGUCUUCGUGGUUGCAUUUGUAAUAUCUGGCCUGGAUCUUUUUGCUGCUGUUAUAAUUCUGGUUACAGUUACAAUGACUAUAGUACAUAUGCUGGGAUACAUGUAUGCCUGGAAUAUAUCACUUAAUGCAAUUUCCUUAGUGAAUCUCAUCGUGUGCGUUGGGAUCGCUGUGGAAUUCUGUGGUCAUCUGGUCCAUUCCUUUAUUGUAUCCACCGAAAAAACUUCUCUUGAUAAAGCUACUGAUGCUUUAGGAAAUAUAGGAAGCUCCGUUCUCUGCGGCAUAACACUGACGAAAUUCUCUGGAAUCCUGGUGCUGGCCUUCUCCAAGUCGAAAAUCUUCCAAAUAUUUUACUUUAGAAUGUAUUUGGGUAUAGUACUAUUAGGAGCUGUCCAUGGUCUGAUAUUUUUGCCAGUGUUCCUUAGUUUUAUCGGUAAAAUUAAAAUGAAUAGUACCGAUGUUAGUAAGGAAGAAUAUUUCGAACAUAAUGCAAAAGUAAGGAAAAGUAGUGACAUUAAAAUAAACGGUAAUGAUGCUGAGAUAAUGGAGGAUAUAUAAAUACUCAUAUGUAAUUUUUUAUAAUAAAAGUUUUGUAUGUGGUA
This is a messenger RNA of Anthonomus grandis grandis, 4009 nucleotides long. Its product is annotated as NPC intracellular cholesterol transporter 1 homolog 1b-like. The coding region runs from base 171 to 3965 and encodes 1264 amino acids. Gene Ontology annotation, molecular function: lipid carrier activity. The transcript is spliced from 23 exons. Lineage: Eukaryota; Metazoa; Arthropoda; Insecta; Coleoptera; Curculionidae. Gene Ontology annotation, cellular component: membrane. The record is from RefSeq and is a predicted model, not a curated record.